AUGAAUAAAAGUAAUAACAGCAAUAGCGUAGUGAUUAAUGUAUCAUUAAUUAACACGUCCACGUUAGAAAGGGCACUUAGUAAUAGGGGCACCAGAAAACUAGGCACAAACACAUACGUACAAGUAGGAGGUGUGGGAAGUUGUAAAAUUGUGUACAUCGGGAAGGUUGUUUCUGUAUGGAAUUUCAUUCAUAAUGAGGAUUGUGCUAAUUUUGGAAAACAGAUUCUUAUAAUGCUAUAG
This is a messenger RNA of Plasmodium fragile, 240 nucleotides long. RefSeq lists its product as uncharacterized. Bases 1 to 240 code for a protein of 79 amino acids. The record is from RefSeq and is a predicted model, not a curated record. The transcript has a single exon. NCBI's taxonomy places the organism in Eukaryota, Apicomplexa, Aconoidasida, Haemosporida, Plasmodiidae.